This is a messenger RNA of Anopheles coustani, 1341 nucleotides long. Its product is annotated as leucine-rich repeat-containing protein 15-like. Bases 1 to 1341 code for a protein of 446 amino acids. Lineage: Eukaryota; Metazoa; Arthropoda; Insecta; Diptera; Culicidae. Gene Ontology annotation, molecular function: protein binding. The record is from RefSeq and is a predicted model, not a curated record. The transcript has 2 exons.
AUGCGUUUGCCGAAGUAUCUACCAGAGCUGCCAUUUUUUCUUCUAAUGUUGGUGAGAUGCUGCAAAGGAAACUGUAACUUCAGCAAAGGCUAUGUCUGCGAGUUGGCUACAAUUGACUUCGGAAACGAUGGUUUCUAUAAGCUCCGGGCGGCUGUAAACAGUAUAAAACCAUCACAGGUGGUUAGAAUCCGGCGUCUUCUUGUACCGAAUUUGAUUUCUGGGCCGUUCUUGCUACGUUUGGCACUCUUAGCAAAGAGUAUUAUCUACGAUGUGUACCGCGAUAGCGUAUUUCUUUUUCCUGCGAACGUAGACAUUACGGAACUUACGCUGAGAAACGCUUCUUCCUUAAAGUCGUUCAUCAUCGGUGGUGAAUGUCGGCUAAGACUACUUGUCAUUGAACAGUCCUCCCUCGAUCAUAUCCCACAGAUGGUGGACAAAGUGCGUGGCCUCAGAAUCAUCUGGUUAACAUACAGUCUACUCACCGAGCUUAAGUUGGAUGCGUUCUUAAAUGCUUCCGAACUGAUGCUCGUGAACGUUGCCUUCAAUCAAAUUACCCGACUUACUCUCAGUAACACUCGUGGCAACAGCUCGCUCGUAGAGUUAAACCUGGAAGGGAAUCGGCUGGAGAUCCUGGACAUGAGCCUGUUCGUACCGUUCGUGCGACUCGAUCGCCUCACGCUGACGGGCAAUCGGUUGAAGCAGCUAGCAUCGACCAAAACCACCAACUUUCCUGCCUUGAAAGCACUCACUCUCGAGCGGAACAAUAUAACCGAUUUGUCCUGGAUCAACCAGCUCGUUCUGUCGCAGUUGAAAGUCCUCAUGCUCACUGAUAAUGCCAUAACGCAACUGCCAAUCACUUGGAACACGUUACCGAAACUGAUCACCCUCGGAUUGCAAGGAAACCGACUGAGGACACUGGACAUAAGCUGGUUUAGAUCGCUCAAAUCCGUGGAACAAAUCUAUCUGCUAAAGAACCAGCUAGAAACUGUUUAUUCGAGUGGGCCGGCCUUUCGGUGGCCAUCGUUGAAAUUACUCAACCUUUCCAACAAUCGUAUCUCAAAGCUGAAUCUCACCGGCUGUCAAAUGUCGAAUCUCUUCACGCUGGUCCUGCAUGACAACUUGCUCCAACGGAUUCCCCCGGGGAUCUUUCAGCAAAAUCCUGUCCUUUCCUUAGCCAUCAGAAACAAUCCCCUCAAAUGUUCCAGCUUAGAACAGUUUCGCGUUCAACUUGUCGCGCGGAAGCUUCGACCGGCAUUCGAACAGGCGAACUCGGGGAAAACAUGUUCCAACACUUUGCUUCGAAUUUCGGAAAUAAAUCAAACGAUAUGCUGUGAGGCAUAA